AUGCUACAAUCAAUUGAAAGUUAUUAUCAAGAAUUAGGUCGAACUGUACGUGAUGGUGAAAUAGCUAAUGGUCAUUUAUUUUCUUUUUAUUUUGACAAGUCAACAGAAAUUUUUAAUUUUAGGAUAAUUAUAUAUCAAUUCUUUUUAUUUUGACAAGUCAACACAAAUUUUUAAUUUUAGGAUAAUUAUAUAUUUUGUUAAUGUAUAAUAAAGAAGAGAAUAACGAUAAAUAUAAUAAAUAUUAAUACAAUUUGUUUUUGUGUUUUUUUAAUUUUUUUAUAAACUAAUUUUAUUAUUUUUAAGAAAAGAGAAAGAUAAUAAGAAAAAAAAAAAAAAAGGAGGAAAAAGAGAAAAGACAAGGAGAAAAAUAAAUAAUUAGAUAGAGUAUGAGGAUAACGCGAGGCCUUUCGAAUGUUUUCUUUUUCAAGCGAUUUCUUCAAGAAGUAUCAUUACAAAGGAAAGUUCAAUUGAAUCUUGCAGGAACAACGAGUUUGGCUUUUGACAUAUUUUCAAAUAGUAUAACCAUGUAUUGUAGUGUGUUUUCGAUAUUAUCGGUUUUUAUUAAAGGAUCUUUCGAUAAUGCAUUUUAAUGUGUUGUAAUGCAAUUUCAUAUGUUUUUAUGAAUCUUCAUACGUUUUUUGAUUUUUGAUACAGUUAACGUAUUAUCAUGUGGUUUAAGAGAGGGUCCGCGAGAGGACCUAUCAAUUUUAUGUGGAGCCG
This is a messenger RNA of Rotaria sp. Silwood1, 720 nucleotides long. Lineage: Eukaryota; Metazoa; Rotifera; Eurotatoria; Philodinida; Philodinidae. The record is from the annotation of a GenBank genome assembly.